Molecule: messenger RNA, 1529 nt
Organism: Linum tenue
Lineage: Eukaryota; Viridiplantae; Streptophyta; Magnoliopsida; Malpighiales; Linaceae
Source: the annotation of a GenBank genome assembly
CUCCCAAUAGAAGCAGAAGAAUGUAGUGGUCUAGUAGACCACUUGCUCACAUUCACAGCUCCAGAGAGAGACAGAGAUAGCAUCCAACAAUGGCGAAGUUCAUGAGCAUAUCCUCUGCUACAUCCAUUCCUCGGACCUCCUCAACUCCUUCCCCACUCCCUCUUCGUCCCCUCUCAGCAGCGUUUCACUCCAAGGUGGGCUUGAGAUGGAGAGUCAAGUGCAUGACUUCCCCCGACACCAAACCCGAUACCCAAGUCCCCGCUUCUUCACCCCCGCCUUCUUCAUCAUCUCCCGCUUCGCCGGGCCUUUCCUCAUACAGUUGGUCGGCCGCUCUUGGAGGUUUAGGGUUCGUCGAAACUGCAUACUUGACUUACCUUAAGCUCACUAAUUCUACCGCCUUUUGCCCCCUCGGCGGUGGCAUUGUUGGCGAUGCCGGCGGCUGUGCCGACAUACUUGGAAGUGAUUACUCCCUUGUUUUCGGUGUUCCUCUCCCGUUGCUGGGGAUGGCUUCUUAUGGUUUCGUUGCUGCACUGGCUCUUCAGUUGUCUAAAAAUAGCUUGCCUUUUGGCUUUGGAGCCUCUGAUAGCAGGACACUCCUUCUAGGAGCCACCACUUCCUUGGCCGCUACAAGUGGAUAUCUUCUCUACAUUUUAACCACCCAAUUCCCUGGACAAUCAUGUCCUUAUUGUCUCUUCUCUGCUUUCAUAUCUUUUUCCCUAUUUCUCAUCACCGUCAAGGAACUUGGGUGGCAGGAGACUCAAAAGGUGUUGGGGUUGCAGCUUUGUAUAGCAAGCUUGGUAAUUGCCAGCUUGCGAUUCUCAUACGGGGCUCCUCUGCCUUUCACUCCCAGGCAACCUGAAAUCAACCUGGAAUAUAUCCCAACUGAGAUAACAACACCUUCAGCUCCUUUUACCAUUUCUCUUGCAAAGCAUCUACGUUCAAUUGGUGCAAGAAUGUACGGGGCAUUCUGGUGUUCACACUGUAUCGAGCAGAAAGAGAUGUUUGGUGAAGAGGCAGCCAAAUUAUUGAACUAUGUCGAAUGUUUCCCUGAUGGAUUGAACAAAAACACGAAAAUGGCCCUGGAAUGUGUAGCUGCAGAUAUCAAGGGUUUCCCAACGUGGGUGAUCAAUGGCGAGGUUUUGAAUGGAGAGCUUACGCUGUCGGAGCUCGCACAGAAAUCUGGAUUCGAGCUUAGCGAUAAUGGAUCAUCUAGUGUGACCUUGAUGGACUAGGGAGGUUGGACUGUAUCACUUGUACAGCUUAGACAGACGUAUACAACUUUCAUGGUUAAAAGAUAGUAGUUAUUACAGAUAAGCGUAGUGGUAAUGGACCUGGUGAUGUAUAUCGUGAAGCAUGUCACUGUCUGGCCAUUGUUGUACCCCUUUCUUCUUUGGUGUGGAGCAGAUCCACGCACUGCUUUGGUUGAGUCAAUUAUGUAUGGAGCGCACAAAUGAAUAAAACUAUGGGAUAAUACCACUCCGAACUAUUAAGAAUGUGUCAUUUGUAUCCUAAAGUAUUUAAUAUGACAU